AGCUUCCCCGAUCCCCAACAGACGAGCGGAGUAGGUGGCCCUCCCUACCCCGUUUUCCUCCACUCCCGCUCCAGCGUUCUCUCCCUCCUCCCCCUGCCCCGACCGAUGCUACAUUCCCGCGGCGAGCCGCUCGCUUGCCUCCCCGGGCCCUGGGCUACCCACCCCAUCGCCGAGCCGCAGCCGCCUCGCCCGGUCUCCCUCCAUUUUCGCCCGACUCUCGCGCCUUGGAGGGAGCGAGAGGAGAGGGGAGUCGUCGACUCGUCGUCCUGCGCCCGGCGCUCGGGUUACUGGCUCGAGGGAUCGCGGUGGAUUUGGAGCCCGGGGUGGACCGGUUGCUGAUGGUAUUCUCCGAUGGAGGAGGCAGGGAGAGAGCGGGACAUGGCGGCGGAGGAUCUCGGUGUCGCCACUAAGGAUACAGCAGUUGUAAACACAAAGCCAGCAAAGCGAUAUCCACUUGCGUUAUGGAUAGCCAUACUGGGCCUGAUAAUGCUAGUCGGCGUGUACAUAUUCUCGUUGUCUCUAAAGCAAAACGGGAUGCUUUUCGGGCUCAUGCAGACAAAUCUGAUAGAAAAGGAAAGGGAGAAACCUUGUCAUGAUCCCAGUAUUCCAGACACAGAAAUCCCUUACUUGCACUACCCGAUGCCAAAUACUUAUGAUAGGAAAGAAUGUGCGUGCACGGGGGUUAGAUUCUUUGCUAUCUUGUCAAUGCAGAGGUCAGGGAGUGGAUGGGUUGAGACAUUGUUGAAUAGCCAUCCUAAUAUUAGCUCCAAUGGAGAGAUCUUCUCUGUCAAAGAUAGACGCAGUAAUAUCACCGCGAUCACGAAAACACUGGACAAAUUGUACAAUUUGGAUUGGUAUAGCAGUGCUGCUAAGAAUGAAUGUACGGCUGCCGUGGGGCUGAAAUGGAUGCUCAAUCAGGGUCUAAUGAAGCACCAUCAAGAGAUAGUUGAAUACUUCAACCGAAGGGGUGUUUCUGCAAUUUUCCUACUAAGAAGAAAUCUUCUCCGGCGUUAUGUUUCUAUAUUAGCAAAUGCUCAUGAUAGUGCCAUGAAACAGCUGAAUGGAACUCAUAAAGCUCACGUGCACUCCAAACAUGAGGCUGAAAUUCUUGCUCAAUAUAAGCCAACCAUUGACAAAAAAACAUUGAUUACUGAACUAAAACGGUCUGAUAAGUUGGCAUCUGAUGCCUUGGUGAAUUUUAAGAACACCAGGCAUGUUGUUCUGUACUAUGAGGAUGUUGUCCGCAAUCGCACGAUGCUCAUGGAUGUCCUGGAUUUUCUAAGAGUGCCAAAGAGGAAACUGUCCAGUCGACAUGUGAAAAUCCACACUAAACGAUUGUGUGAUCAUAUCGAUAACUGGGCAGAUGUUAAUAAUUUUUUGAAGGGGACACGGUUCGAGAGCUUUUUGAAUGGCUCAAGGAGAUGACAUCGCUAGCUGAUGUAUAAUAGUGCUAUAUAUAUAGUGAGUUGUCCUUUUGAGUUUUGACCCCUGGUUACCCCCUUCUACAGCUAACAGAGUUAGCACAGUAGGCAAAUUUUUUGAUGAGUGAAUAAGUUUGGGUCACUGAGAGAAAUAGUUAGGAAGCAGAAGUAGAGAUGCUUGAUCCAGGUUAGUCUCGUAGAUAUGGAUUGCAGAAUAAAGAUGAGAAACAAUACCUUUGGGGUUAUCAGAUAUGCAAUGCAAGAACUUGCAAAGCUGUUUUGACUUCAAAGUUUGCACUUGAAAAUGAUAGCCCAUCCGGAUUGGCGCAAGCGCAACAAGUGCUCAACUGCUCAUACAGCUUGUAUGCACAUGUUGGCUCUUUGAAAUAGCAAAUGCUCUUGGAAGUAUCUUGUUGCUAAAUGAAGCGAAUUGAGUCCUUCGGUGUACUGAACUGCUAAAUGAAAUGCACCAUCACUUUCUUAAUUUCUGCCAUUGCCUGA
Molecule: messenger RNA, 1922 nt
Organism: Sorghum bicolor (sorghum)
Lineage: Eukaryota; Viridiplantae; Streptophyta; Magnoliopsida; Poales; Poaceae
Product: nodulation protein H
Exons: 6
Coding region: 352-1425 (357 amino acids)
Source: RefSeq, a predicted model, not a curated record